Molecule: messenger RNA, 2934 nt
Organism: Pomacea canaliculata
Lineage: Eukaryota; Metazoa; Mollusca; Gastropoda; Architaenioglossa; Ampullariidae
Exons: 4
Coding region: 1199-2428 (409 amino acids)
Source: RefSeq, a predicted model, not a curated record
UUUUGCUCAGGCAGGAUGACUUGAAAGAAACCAUUAAUCAUCUAGAUAUAGACAGAAAAAAAGCCGUCUCAUAUCCGUAACAAGCGUUCUGCAGACUGUUUUGUCAUAUCCCAUGGAACCUGGAAUACAUAAAGCCAAACUAAUUUAAUAUCUCUGUAUACUGAAGUUAAUGCUUAAUUCAUUCGAAUCUGAUAAUAUUUUUAUUUUUGUGUGUUAAAGCUUUAUAAUAUAUUAACAUUGAGUACAGAAAACCAAAUACUCAGUACUAUCUGAUAACAGCGAUAAUGUCUCAUGAAUUCUUAGUUUUGAAGCCAGGGAAUUUCUGCAUAUGGAAACAUUAAGUUUAUUAAAAGGACGUUAAUAAAUAAGAAUGAUGCAUGUAAUUUAAAAGUUGAGCUAAUUACAGUGACUAAAACACCUCUCAGUUUGUUUUCCAGCACAAAGGCUGACUCCCUGGUUGCCUAGUGACAGGGAGAGAAUAACCCUAACCCUGACCUUUGACAGCAUUAUCAUAUCCCAUGCUCAGACCACAAUGUUCUUUGUGUCGCUCUACAAACAGUUGUCUCCCUUAGAACAAGGAGGUUCUCUCUCUGUGUUGGUAGAUAGUUAACCGUAAAAAAAACCGUAGAUUGUCACGCGAUGCUCUAGUAAUAGUCGCUCUUACUGGUUACUGGUGUACGCUACGUGUCGAUCAUGUGGUAAUUGUAAAUGGCUCGUAAAAUCGCUCAAAUCAGGAGGGAAGUAUUUGCCAGCGUGUAGGUAUUACAUGGGACAGACGGACCUGUGUGGACACAGCAAGUACAGCCUGUUGGCUACCAGAGAUAUUAGCGACGUUUUUUCUGUAAAAUAAAUCGUGAUUUUUGUGCGUUUCAUCACACGUUGUUGAGCCCUUUGUCCGGGAAGUUCACGGGUUGUGGUUCGUGAUCCUCGUAGUGCAAUAUGACCCCUGACAUGUGAGCGUUGUACCUUUUGUCCCGCUGCAAGACUAUGUUGACAUUGAUACCACGAGUUAAACCCGGUCACCCAAGGGCCCAGUUCCCCGGGGCCAAUGUCAAAAAACUCAGGAACAUUCCAACACAGUGUCUGUGACACGAAGCCUUACUCACAGGUUAUAAGGAUUUUUGUACAAGAGACAGUUUUUUUUUCUCUAAAAGUCAAGUAUCACGUCAACACUUGUUGAAGUAACGAGCUUCGACUCAUGCAAAUAAAAAUGGCGAAAUUUAGGUGGCUCAUGCUGGCGAUCCUGUCGCUUCUCGUUCUUGGUGGUCUAAUAGUCAACUUCGCACGCUGGUCUUUUGUCUUGACGCCAUUCAUGACGGCCACAAACAUUAUUCCGGAACCGGAAGUAAUUGAGCCCUUACAGGUCUACUGCAAAGACGUCCUGAAGUUGAUGGUCUAUGGACAAUGGGAAACUCGAAAUCUUUCCGCUGCUGAAUCCAACGAAAUGAAACUUUUCAACGAUAAGGUUCGAAAAGAGAAGAAAAUCCCAACCAAUCUUCAGCGUCCUGACAAACUCUGUGGUAAUGUCACCUUCCCAAACGUUGUGUACCGAGCUCUGUGUGACCCUAACGGCGACACCCCUUGCUGCUACAACAACGUCUGCACCAACAAAACACAACAUCAGUGCACCUGCGCCAACUGUUAUGAUACGCGACGACCCAUCGAUGCUGAGUACGCCACCUGGCGCCCAUCAGACCCCACCUGUCAGCUCCGACACCUGUCUCACAACGAGAUUUGUGAGUUGCUAGAUGGCGCCACUCUCUAUUUCAUCGGGGACUCGUUCGUAAGACACGUCUUCACGGCCUUCCUACUGGCAGCCAGGAACAACGAAACCCACGGAGCGAUGGGUCCUCGCACGCCUCCAGAACUUCAAACAUCAUGUGCCGGCCUCUAUAUGUUCACGGAAAAAGUCUGCCGUCUUCAUGUGGAUUCAGACACCACCGUGUGCAAUGAAAGAGUCAAAGUCAAGUUGGUGGACGACUACAGACUUGACUCUGUCGCUGCCGCCGUCCAUACCGCCAUCAUCAACCUCAGCAACGUCAGCCGCAGUAUCGUCUUCAUGUCCUUUGGGAUUCACGAUCACUUUGAAGUGGAGAAGGUCCGCCAAAAGCUCCUGCUGUCCCUUUUACACAAAAUGAACUCGUCCAGUAGUAGUAACCCUAAACUUGUUUGGCUAGCUUACCACUCAUCAGGCUUGCUUACCUCACCUCAUCAUUACCCUUGGCAGACACCUGAAAAUACCUUGCGAUACAACCACGUGAUCAGUGAGUUCCUUAGCGCGUGGCACGUGCCUGUGUUUGACAGUUUCAACCUGACGGACGGUACGGCCAGCUUCGAUGGCGGUCACUACGGACUUGGGAUAAACAGAGUCAAAGUUCAGAUACUUUUGAACUACAUUUUAGAAUUACGGGAGAAAAAGCUGUGGUAGAAAGCAUUUGUGGAGACAGCCACACGUGUCCAUGGUGAUACAGUGCUACAUCACUGCUUGCCAUGAAAUGAAUUUAAACUUCAGGUGUGGGGAAUAUUUUAUGGGUGAAUUUUUUUUUCUAUUACCUAACCAGAUAGCUUCUGUUUUUUCAAAAUCCCAUCCCAUGGGACGUUUCCCAUGGGAUUCCCAUGGUAAUAACAUUCCUAUGGACAAUACAGAUAAUUCGUAGCCCUCCAUAAAUAUUUGUGUGGCAUCUGCAAACUGUAAUAUUUUGUGUUCUUUUUCAUUUAUUCUAAUACCUUUUAUGCUAACAUUCUUCCUUACCAUUACUGCUAGGACUUUUGUUUUUUACCUGCACUUAUGUCUUUGAUGAAGGAAAUUUUGCUCUACCACUAAUCAUUUAGAUAUAGACAGAAAAAAGCCGUGUUAUAUCCGUAACGAGCGCUAUGCGGACUGUUUUGUCAUAUCCCAUGGAACCUGGAAUACAUAAAGCCAAAUGAAUAUAA